Molecule: messenger RNA, 1867 nt
Organism: Cladophialophora immunda
Lineage: Eukaryota; Fungi; Ascomycota; Eurotiomycetes; Chaetothyriales; Herpotrichiellaceae
Exons: 2
Coding region: 751-1401 (216 amino acids)
Source: RefSeq, a predicted model, not a curated record
ACUGCCAUCGAACAACAUCCUCUUCCGCCUGACGGUCGUUCGUCUCGUCUACGUCACUCCGAUGCACGCUUCCUCCCCGGAGGUGCUAUCCUCUCUUAUCCUGGGCAGGCGUGUGAAUCCUCGUCCCAAUUCUUCCCAAGCGUGCGGCUGAAAAGAGAUGAUACUCCACCUGUCCACGCACCUCCUUCGGUCCGUCUGGGGGUCAACCUUCGCCAAUGGUUUCAGCGUGGGGUGUUCGGCUGGUGCUCGCCUGCAGUGGCGGAUGCAGACCGUGGCAAUAUCCAGCCAGUCUUGGGCGAAGGCGAUCCAAACCGAGAUGACGAGGAAAAGCCACUCGACGAGGAAUUCGGGAUCCAAUAAGAACAGGGGUCGGUCUUGGGUAGUGAAGAGCAGGAAGAGGCCUUUUGUCACACCCCUGUCCUGAUCAGCCUUCGCUACACGCCAGCACCCUCUGUAGGGUCCAUCGCCUUUCAGUCCUUGGCCGGCCACAUGGUCCCUCGUCUGAUCCAUCGUAUAGCUCAAGCAUGCAGAUGCAGGGCUGGAUGCACACACUUUGAUCGUUCUGCGCACGCCGAGUCGGCCAGGUCCAAUGACCAAGGACGGUGUCCAAUUGUGUUGUAAGUCGUGUCGAAAGACCUCUCUUUGGUAAAAAGCAGUUAUAAUCAAGCAAUUCCUCUGUGUCCUGGAAUAACAUCCUCGAUCUUUUCGUCCCCGUCCAACCUCUUGGUUUAUGGCAUUCACCAUCGCUCCAUGGCGCCUCAUCCUCUCGAAAUGAGCCCCAAGCUCACGACAGCACCCACACCAGCGGCUCCCUCACCCCGACCUGAAAUGAAACCUCGCAGUGCAAGCGACGACUCACACUAUGCGAUCACACCGUCAAGAACGUUGUCUCCCACCAGCACCCUCUCGCCCUUGUCGACGGGGUCUUCGCCACCGCCAACGAGAGGCCACCGCACUUCUUUCUCCUUCCCGUUCCCCAGAUCCCGGUCCAAGUCCCCCCGCCCGCCCGCGAUAGACCUGCACAUUCCGCCCUCGACCUCGACCACCCCGGCGGUCCAGCACACCGCGACGUCGCCAACUCAGAGCCCUUCUUCGCACGCCCCCCACGCACGGACGACACCGCGGCACAUUUCCGACGGCACCGUCUCCCCGUCGUUGUUGGCGAUGGCGACGACGACGACGAGCAGCCCUCCAGGGUCUCCGCCGGGCUCCGACCUGCAGAAACGGGACAGCUGGCUCCAGAAGAAGGCGCGGCACAGCGGCAGCUCGCCCGGCGGGUAUGGCCGGCACGGCGACGACUGGCUCUUCGGCGGCAUCAGCCUCACCCAGACGGCCAAGGAGAUUGUGCACCGCGGCCGGAGGAGGAAAGAGGAGGACGGCGACGCGGCCGGGAAUCGUUGACCCCCUCCUCCCUCCCUGUCACGCCAACAACACGGAUCUUGGACGAGCAUCCUUUUGUCAUGACUGAAUGAGCGACCCGACCUAGCAACCUGACUUACCAUCCUCAACCAACCAUACUAACCAAUGGCUUGGUUAUUGGAACCCGAGCAAGGCGCCCCUGGAGUUUGUUUGUGCUUGUUACCUUUUUGGAGCCCCGUGGCCGACGCAUUGGAUGGGAAGACGGUCAUUGGGGCUUUGAGCAGGGGGAAUCUGCUGGGGAUAUUUUUCAUUCUUCUAUUCUCCGGCGAAAUGGCCAGUCAUGUCACAGUGGUGGUAGUGAAAUUCCUAUACAGUCUUUGGCAAGAGCCGACAUUACCAUCCUGCUGGAAGAUUCCCAGGAUGUUUGUCAACCAGCUUUUUCUUCUCAUAUAGCCAACGAUCUACAGUACCAUUGACGCCCUUUCCGUGGUCCACUGUCUCACCGUUU